AUUUAAAGCCUGCCGUUUCCAGUCGGACGUUAUGAGCGCGGACUUUAGCCGCUAGCAGCAGCAGUUAAUCCUCUCAGCAGUCACCUCGUCCUUCAGUAGGAUGAAAACCAUGUUAGCGAUCAUUUCUAACGCACUGUGCCGGAUCACCGGGAGGAGUGCGGGAGAGCAAACCGUGUCGGAGCUGCUGAUUGGCCUGUCAGAAUUCGUCAAUCUGACGUCUCCUCCAGCGGCGGCGGCCGUUCCCCCACAGGCCCGGCGGCUCCCACCCAAACCACCACCAGCAGGCGGCGCCGCCCAGUUAGUGAGCAGCCGGACGGACCAGACGGACCGACCCGGCGCCAGAGUCGUCGCCUCCCGCUCCUUAUCUGACUUCACGCCUCAGGCGACCUUUGACAUCAAGAAAUGCGACGUGCACCGGCUGGAGGCGGGGCCUCCGGUGAGGGCGGAGCUAACGCGGGAGCAGGGCCUGCAGUAUUACCGCACCAUGCAGACGGUGCGGCGCAUGGAGCUGAAAGCCGACCAGCUCUACAAGCAGAAGAUCAUCCGGGGUUUCUGCCACCUCUACGACGGACAGGAAGCGUGCGCUGCAGGAAUCGAAGCCGCCAUCAACCCGUCGGAUCACCUGAUCACGGCGUACCGAGCGCACGGAUACACCUUCACCCGCGGCGUCUCCAUCAGAGAGAUCCUGGCCGAGCUCACAGGUCGCAGAGGGGGUGUGGCCAAAGGGAAGGGCGGCUCCAUGCACAUGUACGCGCCUCACUUCUACGGCGGCAACGGGAUCGUGGGCGCUCAGGUGCCGCUGGGCGCCGGCAUCGCUCUGGCCUGCCAGUACCAAGGAAACAACCAGAUCUGUGUGACGCUGUACGGAGACGGAGCCGCCAACCAGGGCCAGCUGUUUGAGACCUUCAACAUGGCCGCCCUCUGGAAGCUGCCCUGCAUCUUCGUCUGUGAGAACAACAAGUACGGCAUGGGGACGUCGGUGGAGCGGGCGUCGGCCAGCACCGACUACUACAAGCGGGGCGACUUCAUCCCUGGACUCAGGGUGGACGGGAUGGACGUGCUGUGCGUCAGAGAGGCGGCGAAGUUCGCUGCGGAUCACUGCAGAGCCGGGAAGGGGCCAAUCAUCAUGGAGCUCCAAACUUACCGUUACCAUGGACACAGCAUGAGCGACCCGGGCGUCAGCUACCGGACCCGGGAGGAGAUCCAGGAGGUCCGCAGUAAGAGCGACCCGAUCUCCCUGCUGAAGGAGCGGCUGCUCAGCAACAACAUGGCGUCUGUGGAGGAGCUGAAGGAAAUUGACAUUCAGAUCCGUAAGGAGGUGGAGGAGGCGGCUCAGUUCGCGACCUCUGACCCCGAGCCGCCGCUGGAGGAGCUCUGCAACCAUAUUUUCUCCAACGACCCGCCGCUGGAGGUCCGCGGGACGAACCCCUGGUCCAAACUGAAAUCCAUCAGCUGAAACUUCCUGACUGAAUCAAACCUGCCAGUAUCCAUUUACCUGAAACUGUUUUUAUUAGGAAUAUAAAUUAUUCAAUGAGCCGAGAGUCGGACCAGGCUGCCAGCGGCACAGAAACACAAACAUUAGCUUCUCAUCUGGACCCGCCGUCCUGCAAACAGACGCACAACGAGAAGGUUUCAUUUCUGACCUCAAUCCAACUUCCUGCUGGAGUUUUUAAAAAGUUAUGAACUGGAAGGAAUUUUAUGAGCAACGUUGGAAAAUCUGCAGCAUCAUUCUUGAGUCCUGAGGUCUAGUCAAAGUAAGGAGUUCAGUUAAAGGAGCUGAACUCUACAAAAACAGAACAGUAACUUAUUUCUAGAUUUCUGUAAAAAUGGGUCAAAUUUUCACUUUUCUGACGGCUAUCAGAGCAAUCGUACAACAAAAAGGACAUUUCUAGAAAAAACUGAAAUUCUGUGAUUAAUCUCUGAAAUAUAAAAAUUUUUAAACUCAUAUUUAUGAAAUUAGUUUCAGAAAUUGAGUUUUUUUUCCCCUUUGGAAAUUCAUGAGGUUAAUCUCAAUUUCUGAACUUAAUCUGAGAUUUUAAGUUUUUCCCUGAAAUUUAUUCUUUUUUUGUUUUUUCUGUUUCCGGUGUUUCCUGAUGGCUGGUCCCGUUUCCUCUGUAAUGAGGUGAAAAUCUGAAUAUUUUUGUUAUUUUAAGACGUUUCCUCUUCAUUUUUCUGUUGGAGAUAUAAAAUCUGACGCCGUUUCUGUAUGUUUAAAGCUUUACAUUCUCUCUAUGCAUUCAGUUUAUAAAAACAUUACAAAUCAGUUUUUAUGAACAGAAUUUAUAGUUUAAAUUAUCUGAGGCUCUUCAUGAAUUUAUUUUCCUGAACUUGUACAGAAAGUUUUAUUAUUUAUGAUGUUUUGAGAAGUGUAACUGAGCCACAGAGUUAUUAAAUGAAUUAUGAUGAAAGUGUUUUUGUUUCAGAGUUUGAUUUUUUUUUUUGUGCAGAUUUUGUUUCACAAAAGUCGGAUUCUGAAAUCCAGGAUCAGAGAUGAAGCCGGUUUGACAAAACUCCGUCGUUUCAUCCUGGAUCUCAGUUUCACAAAGAUCAGGAGGUGAUUUUAUGAUUAUACAGGUUUAAAUAAUUCAGGCGCAUCAACAGAUUUCAUCAGAUCAAUGAGAUCGAUCACAGAUUUAUUGAUGCUACAAUAGAUAAACUGCGUUCACCAUCCCUCACACCAAACCAACAUGUUGAUGGAGGAACUGAAUUUUUAUCAAUAAAAAAACUGCUGCUACAACAGCAAAUGUUAGCGGCUCAUUUAAAUGUGUAAUUAGCCCAAACAUACAUUCCUAAACCAUUAAUAAUAAAAAAAUCAUAAUCAUUAUUGUCCUUUGCUCAAAUAAACUUUAAACUUUCAAACAGUGGAAGUUAAUAUAACGAGUGAAUCUGGCAGCAGAUUAAUUCAUGUUACUCUUUUCUGAUCCACAACUUAUUUAUCCAGAACAAACAUGAACAACAGAUUAUAAAUAAGAACAUUUAGUUUCUGGGAAGUAUGGGGUUAAAAUGUUGACAACAAUGUGCAAAUAAUUAUACUAAUAACUUAGAAAAUCCUUCAUUAGUUUCACCUACAGUUAACUUCCUGUUUGAGUUGUGAUGCUUUUGUUCUGAAGGGACAAUUUCUUGUUUAACUGUCAGAGUAAAAGCAGCUUAAUGACAAUCAAAAAGACAGAAGAUAAAUUGUAAAGAAGUUUAUAAAAUGUAUAUUAUUUGCAGCCACCAAAAUGGAGACAAAAGGUAAAUUUGUGAUGUAAAGUAUUUGUGAUGUAAAGUAUUUGUUUUAAAUAUUGUAUUUAAAGUUAAUUUCCAUUGUACAUAUUAUUUUAAGUUACAUUAAAAUUCAUCAGUAAAGUUUGUUAUAACUAAUUUGGCUGGACUUGAUUACAAAACCUGAGUUUCUUUAUGACCCAUUUCUCUAAUCCCUAAAAACUGCAACGGUCUAUUAAAGGCCUUUAUGUCAAACUUAGAACAGAGAAACCCAAAGAACAGGAAGAUAUCCACACUGAUGCUUUUAAAAUUGAUAAUAUAUUUUAACAUCAUGAUGUUACAACAAUAUUAGACUGAAAACCAAAAUUAAUUAAUGCAGCGUAAUAAAAAAGACAAAAGAAAACAAAACUCAUCAGUUUUUCAUCGCUGACUGAACAGAUGAAGCUCCAGGAUUAAUCCAGAUGUUAGCCUGGUCUGGAGCAGCUAGCUUCACAGAAUAAAUCGCCAUGGCAACGUAGCGGUUCCUCUGUUGUGAAACCGAAUCGAGGUUUAAUUAAACCAGAAUAUCUGGAGAAUUAUGGCUUAAUCCAAGAUCCUGGUUUUGUGAAAAAUCCUCUGGAUAUUUAUAAUUAUUGAAACAUAAAGUUUCAACCAGAGUUAUAAAAGUUUUGGGCUUUAAAUUUAGUUUAGUUUUGUUCAAUUCAGUUUUCAUUUGUUUCUAAAGUGUUUGCUAGUUUUUACUAGUUAAUAGAUUUUUUUAUACGUUUAGUGAAUUUUUCAUUACAGAAUUCAAAAAGGUAAAAUUAUUAUAUUCUGAUUAUGCAAACAUGAAUUGGGUAAUGAAAACUCAGCAGAAAAUACCAGGAAAUGAAAAUAUUAGAUUUAAAAUCAUCAGUAACAGUUUGAUUGCAUCAUUUCCUCACUGAGUCGUUUCCAGCAGCAGAUAGAAAGACCAGAGCUGCACAAACAUCAGAAACUGGAUCCAAAUGAAGCAACAUGCAGCCUGGAAACGGCUGAACUGAAACAUGGUUCAUAUUUCAGGAUGAAAAUGAAUCAGAGAAAAAUGAUCAACUUUAAAAACUGAACCAAGUUCAGAUCAAAACUCCAUGAAGCCUCGAAAUGGAGCCGAGUUACAAUUUCAUCUUCAUCCA
Messenger RNA from Poecilia latipinna (sailfin molly), 4355 nucleotides. RefSeq names its product pyruvate dehydrogenase E1 component subunit alpha, mitochondrial-like. Gene Ontology annotation, molecular function: pyruvate dehydrogenase (acetyl-transferring) activity. The coding region runs from base 101 to 1456 and encodes 451 amino acids. The record is from RefSeq and is a predicted model, not a curated record. Gene Ontology annotation, biological process: pyruvate decarboxylation to acetyl-CoA. Gene Ontology annotation, cellular component: intracellular membrane-bounded organelle. NCBI's taxonomy places the organism in Eukaryota, Metazoa, Chordata, Actinopteri, Cyprinodontiformes, Poeciliidae. The transcript has 13 exons.